Molecule: messenger RNA, 1777 nt
Organism: Danaus plexippus (monarch butterfly)
Lineage: Eukaryota; Metazoa; Arthropoda; Insecta; Lepidoptera; Nymphalidae
Product: sulfotransferase 1C4-like
Exons: 8
Coding region: 80-1156 (358 amino acids)
Biological process (GO): sulfation
Cellular component (GO): cytoplasm
Molecular function (GO): sulfotransferase activity
Source: RefSeq, a predicted model, not a curated record
ACGACAAGAUCUGUCAGAGGAUUUUUAAAUCCAAUCUAGUUUAAAGAAUACAAGAAAAAGAUAAAGAUUUAACGAUAGCAUGUUGAUUGGCGUAACUAAAAUAAUAAAUGCAUUGGUACCUAGUGUUAGUCCUGUUGAGACAUCCCUGCAGGUGGUCGCGAUGGACGAGCUGAACUUCCCGUACGAUAUAACACCCUUCACUGAGGAGGAAAACAAAGAAUUUUUGAAUUUCUUACAAGGUUUAACUAAAAAGUACAGUCGUAUUGGACCCAAAGGAUAUGUACUAAUACGAGAAUAUGAUCGGGGCAUGGCUGCCAAUAUUUAUAACUUCCCAUUGAGAUCUGACGAUGUAUUCGUCAUAUCUUUUCCUAAAUCUGGGACAACGUGGACUCAAGAAUUAGUGUGGCUGUUAUUGAACGAUUUAGAUUAUGAAAAAGCAAAGAAAAGCUUAAAUUAUAGGUUUCCAUUUUUAGAGGCGUCAAUGUUUGAUUUCGAACAACCUGUACCUGAAGAUCCCAGAUACGCUAUAUCAAAGGAGAUAAAACCACCAACGGUAGAUCAGAUAAAAAAUAUGCCAUCGCCUAAAUUUAUUAAAUCUCAUUUACCUCUCUCUUUACUCCCGCCAAAUUUACUGGAAAAAUCAAAGGUAGUGUACGUCGCCCGUGAUCCGCGAGAUGUUGCUGUAUCCUUCUUUCACCAUUACAAGCUUAUGAAGAUGAUGGCGCCAGAUAGAGACUUCAAGACCUAUUGGAGCUACUUCAUUAACAGUAAAUUACUUUGGACGCCAUACUUUGCCAGUGUACUGGAGGCUUGGGAAAAACGCAACCAUCCCAAUAUGCUGUUUUUAUUCUAUGAAGAACUGUCCAAGGAUUUGUCCGGAAAAAUUCGUCGUGUUGCGAAUUUCUUUGACAAGAAGAUAACAGAUGUCCAAAUAGAUGAACUGAAAGAGCAUCUUAAAUUUGAUAACUUUAAGAAAAACAAAUCCGUAAAUUAUCAAGACAUGCAAGAUAAAGGCCUCUUUAGCAACGAUGGUGGAUUCGUGAGAAAAGGUAAAGUCGGUGGAUGGAGAGAGCACUUCGAUGAGGAAAUGACAGCUCAAGCGGAGAAAUGGAUUAACGAAAAUCUUAAAGGAACGGACUUUAGAUUUCCUCAAUGAAUUUUUAAUUUCACAAUAAACAUUUAUAUCGCGACGCUGAUGUUUGUAAAGUUAUAAAGAACUUAAAUUAAGAAAAAAAAAUUUUUUUCUUAAGUUAUUGUAAAGAUAAAAUUGACAUUUCUUUUUAAUGUUAUGUUAAUGAACAAUAGAACACAAGUUUAGAUCUCAUCUGGAUUCGAUUACAAGAGAACAACUGGCACCGACUUCAUAUUUCUGGUUUAUAACAUCAGAAAUUAGAAUAUUUGCGAGAAGGUUGUGCAAUCUUAUCAUAAGAACAAUCAGCAACAUUGCACUUUCUAAACUAGCUACUACCUAUAUAUUUUUUGCUAUGACAAAGUUCCAUUAAUAUCAACCUUGAAUUGAUAAAAAGCACCGUGGGUCAUAUACGUAUAUUAUAUUUAGAGCUAUAGAGAUAAUAAAGAUAUUUAUUAUAGAUGUGACGAUAUAUAAUCUAUGACAUCACAUUGUUCUUAUUAAUUUUAUCUUCGGUGUUGUUACGUGCACGAAUCUGUGUUAAACCUAGUGCUGCCCAAAACCGGUCUUGGUCUUGCAAAAAAGCAAGAACAAGACCAAGACCAAGACCACAUAUUCUUAGCAAGACCGAGACCAAGAUUGACUGGG